AUGGAGAUUGCGAGUUCGGCAUUAUUCGGCCGAUUAAUACGAAUCUCGAGCCUCGCGUUUGGGAAGGGGCAAGAGCCACAGCAGCAGCACCCUCGUGAGAUUCACACGUCCCUGUCACGCCUCAAGUCCUUGGCUCACAAGAUUUAUAGCUUCUUCCCACCAGUUGAUAUCCCAGGAAUCGGCUCCUUCCAGGACGGCGGCCUUCAGGACAACCUGGCCGCCGAUAUCGCACAUCGUUUAAGUCAACAAAUAUGGCCGGGUCGAAAAAACCCAGCCAAGCUCAUCUCGCUGGGAACUGGAAUUUCUCCAAAAGCGACAGAUCCAUCUCCGCACUUUCAGCAUGUCUUUCGCGACAGCUUCAUCCGCCGGGGUUUUGAUGCAUGGAUGUCAUCAAUGGAUACGGAAUAUCACUGGUCGAAGAUGUGGGGCCAAGUCGAGGAUGACCUUAAGGCGGACUAUUUGCGACUAAAUGUUCCGCUUUCGAGCUCGGCUGGCGCAAUCGACAGUGUUGAGGCAAUGGAGGAGUACCGGAAUGUAGUUUUGCUACAUCCGGGGGCUGCCCGGAUGGCGCGGGAAGCAGCAACGGCUCUGCUUGCAGCGCAAUUUUUCUUCGUCCUCGGCAGCCUUCCAGAGACAAAUGCCAACCCUUUUUGGUGUUCUGGAACAAUCCACUGCAGAGGACGUGCCCAUGAUGUGGUCGCACAGCUUCAGAAUCUCUACCCAGAUGGUUUGCUCUUUACUACUGACAGGGAGAAAAUUGGGACACUUGAGGGUACAAGGCAAAUCUGUGCCUCCUGUGGGCGGUAUUGCCACCAGGUAUCAUUCAUCACGGCCCACUCAGGGAUACAAGUGAACAUCUACCUGAAGACGCAAGCAAGGAAGCGCUGGAGAAUAAGCGGGUUCCCAGACACAGUAGCGUCGUUCGCGGCCAAGCAGCACCUGGUAUCCCCGUUUGGUCGGCCUGAUUAUAACGGCCCACCCACAGCCUUUUGCGAACAUUGCGAUAUUACCGCUGAUAAGCUACGAGGUGAACGACGCCGGCGUAGCUCGCCUGAUCCGCAGGAUAAUCACGCAAAGAGGGCUCGCAUUGAGGAAGAGGGUAAUAACAAUACAGCUAUCGCAGGCGGGCGCUCUGAGAAAUAG
Messenger RNA from Aspergillus calidoustus, 1143 nucleotides. The record is from the annotation of a GenBank genome assembly. Lineage: Eukaryota; Fungi; Ascomycota; Eurotiomycetes; Eurotiales; Aspergillaceae.